CCUGGUCUUGAUACGAGGCUGUCUGUACCAGACACACGCGUCUGAGCUGCUUACAUGACAAUUUUCCAAAUCUUGGUGUAUUACCACUAUUUCCUAGAUCCCCCCCUUCGCUGAGGCGUGCUUGUGACGCUAUUUCCUUUUUGCCGCCACCCCCACAGCAUCUUCUGCUCGUGCAUGCAGCUCCCGCAACCAUUCGAUGACCUCUCAUGUAAACGGUAGCCUAGAGCCCACCGGGGCCCUCCGAGAUGACCGCUGUAUACUGAGUAAUGAUCCGAAAGAAUAGACCUGUUUUCCAUGCCACACUCCUCGACUCUCUCCUAGUCUGCUGCCAUGUCGGCUCGGAGCCGCUAUCGAUCCUCGACGUCUGCGUCUGCUAACUCGCCCGCAUCGAAAGCGACCGAAGUCCUCCAGCGGCUCUUCGACAAUAUUUCUGCCUCCCUGACCUCUCUCGUUGGAACCGGCUAUCCAGAUCCCCAACGACUGGUCGACCAAAUCGGGCUGGUCAAACAACACCUUUCUGCUGUAACCCCGCCGAGUUCUGUGCAGGAUGAUUUCAGACACCUCCAUGGCUUCCAGCGAUUGUUCGAGGUACUACGGUCCUUCUCCGGUUUCUAUAACCCGCAGAAGCGCCACGAUGCCGAGAAAGACGCCCUCUUCAAACUGUUGGACGUAGUAUUGGGCACGCUGGGAGCGGCGUUCAGCCAGCAUCCCGGUAAUCGACGCUACUUUCGCACGCGAGUCGAAGGUGGUGGGUGGGAUGCUUUUGAGCAGAUAAUAGCGAGCAUUGGUCUAGGUGGUGCUGACUCUGAUCUUUGGACAAGCUGCCAGUUGUUCGGAAAGCUUUUUUCAUUUGCAUUGAAUGAUACUGCUCUGGAUUGGAUAUGCCGUGAAGCUGCUUCCGCAGCUCACCAACCUGUUGAUACAGCUCCCCCUUCAGAUGACAGCCAGAUUCUAUGUGCCAAAGUAACAAAUGACACUAGCUUUGGUGGAACUGUGGCCGUAAUUGACGCGGCGGUUAAAGACACAAUCGUCGCGACUUCGAUUAUACGAAACCCCGAGGCAAUUCGGACGGCAAUUGAUUUCUGGGAAUCGAUACCGCGAGAUCAGAACGCCGUCGAAAAUGUUGCUUCAUUAUUAGUUUUGAAAAUCUUAUUGGCGGUUGUCAAGGCUUCAAGCGUCAACCUAUACCAAGUUCAUGAAACUGGCAUCCUCUCUCGGCUUUUGAUUGUGGCCUUUCACGAGAGCUCGAGUGUGAAUGAUGCCGAGAAAGAAGUCAUUUUAUCUCUCUGCAAGUCUCUGAUGUCUUUGGGGAUGAACAAGCUCACAGAUGCGCAAUACUUGUUGCUCAAUUCAUCACCCGACUCGUCCAACUUCUGCUUGGAUACGACCGACAAGUACGGUAGUCCUCCCUUCAUCCAGUUUGAUUUGUCUCUUCAUGGCCACUCCUCUAUUGAGUUGCCUAGUUUAGGUAGACCAUUUCCACCGCAAUCGUCGGCGGGAUACACAUUCACUGCCUGGUUCAAAGUGGACAAAUUCGAUCCAGCAUCCCAUACAACUCUUUUCGGGAUCUUUGAUUCAACGCAGACCUGCUUUCUUCUCGCCUACCUCGAAAAGGAUACCCGCAAUUUCAUAUUACAAACUUCAGUCACAUCACAGCGUCCAAGCGUUCGGUUCCGUGGUUUCGCUUUCCAGGAGAAUAAGUGGUAUCAUAUUGCUGUAGCUCACCGACGUCCAAAAACCAUGACAGCCAGUAAGGCGUCUUUAUACGUAAAUGGGGAAUUCAUUGAACAGCUACGCGCAUCAUACCCAUCGUUGCCACCCCCAUCCAAUACCAGCACCGAAAGCUUUGCUUCCUUCACCUCAAAUAAUCAUAAAACUCUUCCCAUACAGGCAUUUAUUGGGACUCCACGAGAGCUGUCCACACAUACUGGCGCUGGCCUUAUCCAGUCCAAAUGGUCUCUUGCCACUGCUCACCUGUUUGACGAUGUAUUGAGUGAAGAUUUCCUUGCUGUGCCCAGUCGGCUUGGUGUGCAUUAUCAGGGGAAUUUUCAGGAUUGCCUUGGUGGUUUCCAGACUUAUGCCGCAUCGGCAGCUCUGGGCUUACGUAACGAGCUUGUCAGCACAGGGAAAGAAGAAUCUGAUAUCAUGAAGGUUAUCAGAGACAGGGCAAGUCAUCUGAUCCCAGAGCAACACAUUCUGUAUAGCCUGAUGCCCUCGUCAAUAUUCCGUGAAAAGGAACAUUUUGGGGAGUCGCAGCUCUUUCGAUCCUUGUCUCGCGGCCCUGCUCACACAUUGGUACAAAUGGUGUUGAAGAACGGUACAGGUAUAGCAAUCAAUACUGCAAUGCCUUCUAUCAACGAUGCGCUCCUUCGAUCUAGUGGCGUGGCCAUACUGGCAGGUGACCCCAUGGUCGUUACUCCUCAAUUCUUUGAUGAUGCUUUAUGGCGUCUUGCUGGCUUUACCCCACUAGCUCUGAAACUGAUUGAGCGCGCUUCUUCAGCUGAGGCACUCGUUCGUGCUGUUGGUAUGGUAUUCCGUUGUAUCAACUCUAGCUGGCGCAACAGCGAAGCUAUGGAAAAAGAUGGCGGUUAUGCCAUUCUAGGUAUCCUUCUUAAGACCAAGCUGGGCUUUGUCGGACUUAGCAAUAGUACAGUGACAGAAAAGCUUAUACUCCAGCCUGCUGAAAGAGACAAGCUUGCACUGCAGCUUCUUAACCUUAUAUUAGGAUUUGUAGGGUAUAAUCAUAGAGAUCCCUUGGAGUCUGUUAUCAUUAACCCUCUUGCUUUCCGCCUCCUCUUAAUAGAUUUUGAUGCGUGGAGGAAAUGCAGUCCUGCUGUACAAGAGCUCUACUACAAGCAAUUUGUGACGUUUGCAGUCAAGAGCAAGUACCAUCAGCAUAACCACCGCAGGUUACUUCGCAUGAGAGUGGUGAAGAGGCUCCUUGAUGCCCUCAAGGCUGAUCCUCUUCCUGAGAGCAUUCUUCCCUUCUUUUUGGAUGGCAUUGAGCAGCUUGUAAGAUCUAGCUACAACACCGAAGUACAUCGUGCUAUAGCUCUUUUCAUAACAUAUGCUUUGCACUCGCCCGCUCGGUCGUUACCACGUACUCCGAAAACAGCCUCACACCUUGAUCAGUCAACUGGGAGCAUGAAACCGCGACGGUCUACGAUCAAUAACAAUAGAGCAGCUGAAGGUGCUGCAAGAGUACUCACAAAGAGAGAGAUUGGAGUUCGCCUCUUAAAUAUGUAUACCCAGUUGCUUUGUGAAAAGGGGAAUCACGCUAUCAUUCGCAAAUUUGCUAAGACGGUGACAAAUAAGUGGCUUUUGUAUCUUCUCACCGAGGACGACCCAGAGAUUGUUGUCUACGGAUCCAAAAUACUUGCACGGCUACUCGUAACGCAUGGCUCAGCUUACAUCAGUAAAUUCUCAAGCAGAACUGGCGGAUUUUGUAUAAUGUCUCACCGACUCAAGAGAUGGUGGGACAUCCCUACACUAUGGCCUAUUUGUUUCUGCAUCCUUUUUGGGUUUGAUGUUGCCGAGUUUAAUUUCGAUAAAGAUUUCGACUUCUUUAGUCUGAUUGAGACCUUUGGGACAUGUAAGAUUGUCACUCCUGAUGCUCUGCCAAUCAUUACAUCAAUGCUCCAACACGGCCUUAAAGAUGUGUUGAAGCACCAGGAAGACCCUAAUUCGCCGUUAACCGAUAUGGAUUUGAUGCGUCUAUCCUUGGCCGAAACGGAGUCUUCAGAUAUAAGGCCUCGACCGCGGUCAAUGUCGCUUCACAAAGAGUUGGAAUCACGACGUAUGCCUCAAACGGACUCUGACCGAAAUGCGGGCAAUGCGAAGGUUCUCCAGGCCGUGACUCGGUUCUUGGCAGACCUGCAUUCACGGUCAUCGGGUUUCAGAGACUUUGCACUAUCCUCUGAAUACGUGCGACUGCUCCUCUCUGCCCUAUAUCCUGCCAUCGUUAGUGUAGAUGCAGUGACCCCUGAGACGGAAUUGAAUUCUCGCGAUUCUGCGCUUACUUUUGAAGGCGCCGAUGUCAUCCUCCGUCCACUUGGCAUGUCAACUGCAGCACCAGUAAUACGAACAUCUAGUACUUCAGACGUGAAGGCAGUACGGCCUGGCGGUCGCUACAGUGCGACACAACUUCGAAAAGCAUCUUCAUUCGUGAUUUUGACUGCCCAAAAGUCUCCACAGCCCAGUCCUUCUCAUAUUGAGCAUAUAACAUUUCCCAAGAAGAAGGCGGUGACGCAGAAUAUUGGCCAUGGCAUACUCGAAGGAAUGCUGGAGCUUGUUAUUGACGUCUUUAUCGAUCAACUUUUUGUGCGGAAGGAUUUCCCUGGAUUCGGGCUUUUCCUAAAGGUGCCCCCAGGAUUUCAAGAACAUCAUGCGUAUUUUGAAUCAUACGUCCUCAAGAGCACCAUUGUUCAUACAGCAAGCAAGAUCAAGCUAGAUUGGAAAUUGUUGAAUGAGCCUAAGGUUCUCCUGAACAUGUCGCGGUUCUGCGUCCAUAUGGUCGAGGCAGUGUUCGAAGGUUGGUUCAUUAACGGCACCGAACCAAUGCUUGAUUUCGCUGGCAUGCUCCUUGAAUAUCUUCAGAAGCCUGAAGUGGCGAAGCUGAAAACAAUCCGAUUAUGUAGCCAAGCCGUAUCCUCGAUCCGCAGCUGUUUCUUGAGGCUCGUUAUUCUACGCCUCUCUGAAGUAAACGAUACACAAGCGACUAAUGCCGAAAUGGACUCCUCCAUGGACAAGAUACUAUAUUGGCAGAUGGUCGUUUUAGAAUCACUCUCUGUUGAUGAUGACUACAUGAGAUUGUUCUGGUAUCAACUCUACAAUAAGCUUGUGGACGAUCGGCAGACUGUUCGAUUGGUGGCUGUGAACAUAUGGCGUAUCAUGCUCGUACAAAAGCCCGAUGAAUGCGCUUCGCUCUUUCGACUCAUCAUGACCUCGGAACAGUCGCAACUAGUAGCGGAUUUUCAAAAGGUAACAGAAUUAGAUACUGACACAUUUGUGGCAUGGGUAGAUGAGCAUCGCCCUUCGCUGGAUGCACUCUUCCUUGGAGGCAUCUCUCGAACCUGGGAAGAGUUCGUUGCGACCGAGAACCAACGGACGACUGAGGGUGCUCGUUCAAGACUCAUGAGGCGCAAAGAAGUGCUUAGGCGGUGGCAUCUGGAGACGAAGGAACGGGACAGCACAAUUCUUCGACAUGACAUGGCCAACUCAGCAUGGAUGAAGUCCAUAUGGGCUUCGGAGCAUUUCAAACACCAGCGCGCAGGUCAAGACAAACAUGAUGACUACUCGUUUUUCUCAUCAUCAUAUUCUAAAAUGGAGAAGGAUUUGACCCGACCAGGGGCAGUGCUUUACACAUCCAAUUCCACGAAGUGGAAACUCGAUAGAAUCGAGGGUCGAAACCGUAUGCGCUUGAGGUUGCUGCCCGAUUCGUCGUCGAUCCAUGAAGAUUACCAGCCCAAACGACGAGGAACAGAUCAACAGUCGGCUUCAGCACUGAAGUCAAAUUCUCCGGUUCCCUCGAUAAGAACUGAGCACGCCACAAGCACUACUUUCUUGGACGGCCACCCAGGCGAACCUGGUGGUGAGGAGGCGAUAGAGGACAAUCAAUUCCCAGCGCAAAGCAACCAUGACCCUGACUCAGGGGACCCAAAUGUAGUACCAGACGAUGACUUCGAGUUAAUUGAUGAUCCCAACGAACCUAAUGAAGAAGAUUUCGAGGAUAAGAAUCGAAGAGUUAUGAGGCGCUUGCAACAAGGAGAUGCCGUUCAACAAGUCUAUAAUGUCUCUCGCAUCAUUGGGCUUGAUGCAUGUGAAGGGAUCUUACUUAUAGGGAAAAACGCCCUCUACAUCAUGGACAAUUUCUUCCAGUGUGCGGAUGGAGAGAUUGUAAAUGUGUGGGAGGCGCCAACACAAGAACGCGAUCUCUUCUCGCAGAUUAUCACUGGCACCAGGCCCCAUGACUGGCAAUCGUCCGAUAACCACACUGCCCAAUCAUCUCGUUCUUGGAACUGGCACGAUGUCAUUAGCCUUUCGAAACGUCGAUUCUUGUUUCGCGACGUCGCGAUUGAGAUUUUCUUCACGGAUGGUCGCAGCUAUCUUUUGACCACCAAAGACUUGGCAACCAGAGAUGAGGUGUUUUCUAGGUUGGCCUAUAAAACGCCUCAUACAGCCGGGCCCAAUUCUCUCCCCAACCCUGAAGACGCAUGGCGUCUAGAGUCCUUAAAAAUGUUCGAAGAAUCGCCACAGACAUUCGGGUCCAAAUUUGGCAACAUCUUCAACUCUUCACCUUGGAACCCAAUCAUGCGACGAUGGCAACGGGGAGAGAUCUCCAACUUUCACUAUCUUAUGCUUGUCAAUACCAUGGCCGGCCGGACUUUCAAUGACCUCACUCAAUAUCCUGUUUUUCCGUGGAUUCUAGCGGACUAUACUAGUGAUGAGCUAAAUCUAGAAGACCCGGCAACAUUUCGUGACCUGUCAAAGCCGAUGGGUGCGCAAACCGCCCGGCGACAGGCCGACUAUAGUGCGCGGUACGCAAGUCUUGCUGAAAUAGGAGAAUCCCCUUUCCACUACGGAACUCACUACUCAUCAGCUAUGAUUGUGGCCUCAUACUUGAUUCGCUUACCGCCAUUUGUGCAUUCCUACAUUCUCUUACAAGGUGGUAACUUUGAUCACGCUGACCGGUUGUUCUUCUCUAUCGAGGGAUCAUGGAAAUCUGCAUCUCAAGAUAACGGCUCAGAUGUUCGAGAACUGAUACCAGAAUUCUUCUGUUUACCAGAGUUCCUGACUAACGUCAAUGGCUACAACUUUGGUAACCGCCAGGGGAAAGGUGGGCAGGUGAACGAUGUCCAAUUACCGCCCUGGGCUAAAGGUGAUCCGAAAAUCUUCAUUGCCAAGCACCGUGAGGCUCUAGAGUCGCCCUAUGUCAGUCAGAAUCUACAUCAAUGGAUUGAUUUGGUCUUUGGUAAUAAACAGCGGGGCGAGGCAGCAAUUGAGAAUCUCAACGUAUUCCACCAUCUAUCAUAUUACGGAGCCAAAGACCUCGACAAUAUAGCGGAUUCUGAGGAGAGACAUGCAACGACUAGUAUCAUUCACAAUUUUGGCCAGACACCCCAUCAGGUCUUUGCCAAACCCCAUCCUCCACGGGAAAACACAUCAUUCCCUGCUAAAAGGCUAGAUACUUCCUGUUAUGCGUUAUCUAGAAUCCCCCACCCGCUUCUCGAGAGCAGGGAAAGGGUAGCAUGUCUUAUCUAUGCAUCCAAGCUAGACAGACUGCUUUGUUCAUCUCCCUUUCGGCUUAACCUACCUCCUUCAUACGACAAAUACCUAGAGUGGGGAUAUGCAGAUAACAGUGUCCGGUUCUUUUCAAGCGAAAACAGAAAGAGCGCUGGCGUUAGUGAGAAUCUCCAUAUUGGACAGAUCUCAUGUGUUGUCAUUGCAGAUUCCAAGACCCUUAUCACUGCUGGCGAGGACUGUGUGGUAUCUGUUUUCACCAUACUCAGUCAUCCCGGCAAGCCAGUCGAGCUUCUACACCGGUCAUCCCUCUUCGGACACAAGUCCCCCGUGACUACAAUCGCCGUGUCGAAAGCGUUCAGCACGAUCGUCACCAUCUCUGGGGAUGGGCACGCCUUUCUAUGGGAUCUGAACAGAUUAGAGUUCAUUCGCAAGUUACCCAACACUCGCUUCGUGGAGUGCGCCUCCAUCAAUGAUGUCUCGGGAGAGAUCAUGCUCUGCUCUGGCCCCAACGUUACUCUGUACACACUCAACGGGGAGCUCGUCCUCGAUCAGAAUGUCUGCAUGGAACAUGAUGAUUACGUGUAUUCGUGCGCAUUCUACGAGGGCUCGGGGAAUGAAUGGUUGGAAAGCUAUCUUGUUUUCACGGGCCAUAGGAGAGGCCGGGUGAAUAUCUGGAAGCGCUCGAUUAGAAAUGGGAAAUGGAUCCUAGAAUUGGUGCGACGACUCGAUCACAUUGAUCCGAGAAGCGAGACUGGCGCCAACACGGAAGCUGCUAUAACGUGCAUCACGCCCAUGCCGCAGUUGGUGUAUACGGGGGAUGAUGAUGGAAGAGUGUACGAAUGGACCUUGAUACACAGGGAGAGGUAGAGCCUUUCGCUGUGGAACGGUGCUAUGAUUCUACAUACUAGGCCGAGAGCGAGGAGUGUGGGUUCGUAGAUCUGUAUAUGGACUGGGGGUUUAAAUAGUUAUAUCAUGGGACAAGGACGAGUGGGGUGCUUUAGAUAGUGCUGGUGGUAUUAUCAUGAUGCAAGAUAGCAUGAUGUAAGAAAAAUAAAGAAACUUGAGAGGUCUAUAGGAUAGAUUCAGACAAACAAAUAAAAGAAAACAGGGGAAAUGAAUGGAUUUCUCUUGGUAUUGCGGUAUAGUGAAACGCUGUUCAUAUAGGGUUUCAGCCAGAAG
Xylaria bambusicola is the source of this 8421-nucleotide messenger RNA. RefSeq names its product beige/BEACH domain-containing protein. The transcript has 6 exons. Gene Ontology annotation, molecular function: protein binding. The record is from RefSeq and is a predicted model, not a curated record. Bases 331 to 8109 code for a protein of 2592 amino acids. Lineage: Eukaryota; Fungi; Ascomycota; Sordariomycetes; Xylariales; Xylariaceae.